This is a messenger RNA of Polypterus senegalus (gray bichir), 2518 nucleotides long. RefSeq names its product cyclin-dependent kinase 19 (gene cdk19). Bases 1 to 1347 code for a protein of 448 amino acids. Gene Ontology annotation, molecular function: cyclin-dependent protein serine/threonine kinase activity; RNA polymerase II CTD heptapeptide repeat kinase activity; ATP binding. Gene Ontology annotation, cellular component: cytosol; nucleus; mediator complex. The record is from RefSeq and is a predicted model, not a curated record. Lineage: Eukaryota; Metazoa; Chordata; Cladistia; Polypteriformes; Polypteridae. The transcript has 12 exons. Gene Ontology annotation, biological process: protein phosphorylation.
AUGUCUCCAUCUGUUGCAAUUCAUGGCAUUCCAAAGAUGUUCUCUUUGUCUAAGUUGCUACGUGAAUUGAAGCACCCAAAUGUGAUUGCACUACAGAAGGUUUUCCUUUCUCACAGUGACAGGAAAGUCUGGCUUCUCUUUGAUUAUGCUGAACAUGAUUUAUGGCAUAUUAUUAAAUUUCACCGUGCCUCAAAAGCUAACAAAAAGCCCAUGCAGUUGCCAAGAAGUAUGGUCAAAUCCCUGCUUUAUCAGAUCCUUGAUGGAAUUCAUUACCUCCAUGCAAACUGGGUGUUACAUAGAGACCUUAAGCCAGCAAAUAUUUUGGUCAUGGGAGAAGGACCUGAAAGAGGAAGAGUUAAAAUAGCGGACAUGGGGUUUGCAAGACUUUUUAAUUCACCCCUCAAGCCUUUAGCAGAUUUGGAUCCAGUGGUAGUUACCUUUUGGUAUCGAGCACCAGAAUUGCUACUAGGAGCACGACAUUACACGAAAGCCAUUGAUAUUUGGGCAAUUGGUUGCAUUUUUGCAGAGCUACUCACUUCAGAGCCAAUAUUUCACUGUCGCCAAGAAGACAUCAAAACAAGCAACCCCUUUCAUCAUGAUCAGUUGGAUAGAAUUUUCAGUGUCAUGGGAUUUCCAGCAGAUAAAGACUGGGAAGACAUCAGAAAAAUGCCUGAAUAUCCAACACUCCAAAAAGACUUCAGGAGGACAACGUAUGCAAAUAGCAGUCUCAUCAAAUAUAUGGAAAAACAUAAAGUAAAGCCUGACAGUAAAGUAUUUCUACUGCUUCAAAAACUGCUCACUAUGGAUCCCACUAAAAGAAUAACUUCAGAACAAGCACUUCAAGAUGCAUACUUCCAAGAAGAUCCUUUACCUACUUCUGACGUGUUUGCUGGUUGUCAAAUACCAUACCCUAAGAGGGAAUUUUUGGCUGAAGAUGAGCCUGAAGAAAAGGGUGAUAAGAACCAGCAACAGCAGCAAACACAGCAACACCAGCAGCAGACAGCUCCACAACAGCCACAACAGCAGCCACCUCAGGCACCUGUGCAGCAGGGACCCCCUCAACAGAACAGCACACAAACAAAUGGUACAGCAGGAACUGGAGGAGGACCUACUGGGGUUGGCCUACAGCAUGGACAAGAUCAGGUUCCUCCCAACAAGAAACCUCGACUUGGAACCUCUGGAGCCACCUCAGGGACUGGCGUUCUUCAGUCUGAAUACCAGCAUUCUGGUUCUCGUCUGAGUUACCAAAGCAAUGUCCAGGGAUCUUCUCAGUCCCAGAAUACAAUGGGAUAUUCAACAUCCUCCCAGCAGAGUUCCCAGUAUUCUCAUCAAUCACAUCGAUACUAAAAAAAGUGUACACUUUGGCAUGAUUGGGUGCAGGCAAAUGUAAAAUUAUAAGAAAUUUGGUGUUGGAUUGUGUGCGACAGUGAAUGCUUUACAGAUUGGGUAAAUUCUCCAGCAAUAUGAAGUGAAUCUGCAAAUAAUAACCAAAAAGACUGCAACAUGAGACAACCAUCCCAUGCCUGGGCUAUGGGGCAAUCCUUAAAUAACUGAUACUUCUUUUUUGUACUUCACAAAAACUAUAAUUUUUUCUUUCAUAUUAAUAUUUCCAGAUUGUGUAAUGACACAAAGGUGAAAUGUCUUCACACCCAGCUCAACAGCUUACUAUAAGCAGCACAGAUGAAGAGAUCUGAAUGCUACUGGUGCAGAAUAAGAAGCCAAAAUCACACAAAAAUAGAUUGUACAAAUAUGAAUAUUUACUUAUAGUAUAACAACAUCUUUUGUAUGUUUUAAGAAAAUAACUUUAUUUUUAUUUGUUGUUCUUUCUAAUUUUAUUUUUACUAAGCAUCAGGUUUGUAAAUAUUUGUAUAAAAAUUGAUGGAAUGAGAAACACAGGACAGCUUUAUUAUGUUCAAGCAAAUGUCCUUCAAACAUUAUAUACAGUAGAUUCUUUAUUUGAUAUUAGGCCUAAACACUGAAGAAAGGACAUAAAGAAACUUGUUGAAGUUUGGAAAUGUAUCUCAUUCGAUAUAUGUCUCUAAAGAGGAGAGAAUUUAUAAGGUUCUACCAUAAGAUUAGCUGUAUUUUGUUUUGCUAGUACAGCACAUCUUUCAGCUUGUAUGUUGUUGUGGUUAGAUUCGUUAAUAGAUUUAUUUUGGAGUGACUCUUAAAAAGAUUACCACUAUGCAUCUGCAGUUAGGCCCUAACUACACUUGAGAAACACUUGCUAAUACAUCUGUGAGUAGAAGUACUCUACUUGUCUAAAAAGCAGAAUAUCAGCCUUGCAUCCAAAAUUGUUGCAAAGAGCAUUUUUUUUCCGAAUUCUGUAGUUUGUUUUUCCCUACUCAGGCAUUUUUAAUCUCUGUUCUAAAGUGCAAGCAAAAUGUUUCAGGUACUUUUUCCCUUUCAGUCAUAACAUGUAACUUUGCUUUUAUUGGAUAGAGAAAAUACAAAAUAACAAGAAUGUUCAUCCAUCCAUUAUCCAACCCGCUAUAUCCUAACUACAGGAUCACAGGGG